AUGUCUUCAAACUUCAGGAACUCUAUAAAAGCUAUUGUCAGUAGAAGAACAGCAUAUAUACAGAUCACUCCUGAUACCAAAUUUAUUGAAGGUCUCAUCGUCCGAAUAACAGCUGAAGAACUUCAUAUUCAGGACGUUGGCUUUCUAGAUGCAGUUUAUGCUCCAUCGGCCUCGCCUAGAAACAAGUCUCGCUACGACGUCCACAACAAGCGAUGUGCAGCAUUGAGCCCCUUUUUCAGCAAACGCAAUGUUCUAAUAUUACACCUUGAACCAUUGAUCAACAAGAAGGUGGAACAAUUAUGUGAGAUGAUUGAUAAAUAA
Messenger RNA from Sclerotinia sclerotiorum 1980 UF-70, 321 nucleotides. RefSeq lists its product with no specific name. NCBI's taxonomy places the organism in Eukaryota, Fungi, Ascomycota, Leotiomycetes, Helotiales, Sclerotiniaceae. The record is from RefSeq and is a predicted model, not a curated record. Bases 1 to 321 code for a protein of 106 amino acids. The transcript is spliced from 2 exons.